Messenger RNA from Bursaphelenchus xylophilus (pine wood nematode), 1056 nucleotides. Lineage: Eukaryota; Metazoa; Nematoda; Chromadorea; Rhabditida; Aphelenchoididae. The record is from the annotation of a GenBank genome assembly.
AUGUUGGGCCUCACCUUCUUCUUCGGCGUCUCGGUCGUCCUCGGCCAAUAUCAGCAGCCCCAGUCAGCGCGGCCAUCUCAUCACUACACAAACUACUAUCAGUCCACCAACUAUUCUCCCCGACCUCAACAACCCCAAUAUCCCCAACGACAACUCCAACCCAGCUAUCCCCAACAACAAUCUGUGCAAGUUGUCCAUCAUUACAGCACGACGGUCUCCCCUUACUCAACCUCAGUACGACCUACCCAUCCCACUCACAACGCUCAUUACACUACUCAUCAAGCCAACCGUCAACCAGCUCCGGCCCAACAAGCGUCUAGACACGGUGGAUGUAAUGUCCCUCCCGAUUUCUGGUGUGACAGUUAUGAGAUGGCCCAGAGAUGUGAUGUAGUUAAGCAAUGUGAACAGUUCAAACUGGACCGAAGACCUCUGACAGUGACUUUAAUGUAUGAAGCGUUGUGUCCUUUCUGUCAGCGCUUUAUCUCCAAUCAUCUGGGUAAUCUUUUCAACACCUACAGGGGAAAAGUCGAAAUCGAAUUGGUCCCUUGGGGCAACAGCAGGCUCUUGAACGUAAGUGGAUCUCUGCAAUUAAUAUUGCCAAGAUAAAAAUUAGUGAAGAUAUCUGUUUGAUAAAAAGAAUUACUUUUUUUUCAGAAUGGCCAGAUCUCCUGUAACCAUGGCCAAACAGAAUGUGACGCCAAUCGGUUAAUGAGCUGCGUAAUCGAUGUGGUGAAGACAAAACAGGCUAUCCCAUUUAUAAUCUGCUUCGAAAGACAACUCGGAACUUAUCCCCAAGUCCAGCAAGCGAUGCAUCAUUGCUCUACCUUCAUCAGCAAUGCUUACAGAGAGAUAAAAGAUUGUUUUGAUGGAGAAAAAGGAAGACAAUUGCAACGACAGGCUGCUUAUAGAACGAUGAAUAUGAGAGCCCAUCCGAUCAUCGAGGUCCCUUACAUCGUCAUCAAUAAUUACAGUCCAUCUACGGACGCCAAUGGUCUCAAUAUUAUGACUAUUCAGAAUCAGCUACAGAAGUGGAUCAACAUGAAGAACAAGGCCUAA